Capsella rubella is the source of this 529-nucleotide messenger RNA. RefSeq lists its product as uncharacterized. Bases 7 to 417 code for a protein of 136 amino acids. NCBI's taxonomy places the organism in Eukaryota, Viridiplantae, Streptophyta, Magnoliopsida, Brassicales, Brassicaceae. The transcript is spliced from 4 exons. The record is from RefSeq and is a predicted model, not a curated record.
CUCAAGAUGACAGCGAGUAUUUGGACAAGGACUUUGAGAAGAAAGCCCGUUUUUACAGGCGCACGGUCAUCGAAACCAAGGGUUUUUUUUGUGUCAACUAACAAGUUCCCACCUUUCCUCUGGGCUGGAAUUGCUACAGUCCCGGGUAUGGACGAUAAACUUGAAGAAGGUUUGACCGUUCGCCAGUUUCUAGCAAACAUGACAUGUCUAUGUGUUGAUAAAUAUAACAAAGGAAAGGGAUUUAAUGUGAAGUUCGAGCAAGUCUUGAGAGCCAAUUUCAACCCAGGGGGCCCUGAUGCACCUCUAUUGGAGUAUCAAGCUAAAGUUGUAUGGUCAGCUGGCAAGAUUUAUCCCAUCCUUUGCAGACCAACUCCACCUUCAAAUAUAUAUGGUGUUCUAGUCGAGGAGGUCAAUUGAAAGAGGCAUCCAAGCUGAUGGAAGAGAGCAAUUGAAGCAUUUAAUCUCCUACAAAAUAUUGUCAAUUAAAUCCAAUAGUACUAUAAUAUAAAAGAUAAUUUGUUUCCAAAAA